AUGAAUGAACGUUGUUGUCCGUGUGGUGCUCGUCUUGAUCGCAGUUCUUGUGUCCGACCACUGAAGUCACCAUGCCUCAGAAUGUUUAUGUCUAUUCGUACUCUUAAAUCACUUUCUUACGAUCAAAAGGUGUGCAAUGUUUGCCGACAUUUAUACAUCAAGUGGAAAAGUGAAAAUUCAAAAUUCUCUGCAAUGCUUGAUCAUUUCGAAAAUGAUAUGUUAGUGAUCAAUGAUAAUGCGAAUAGUGAUUCGUAUCAGUUUAUGGACGUCCAGGUUCAAACUGAUGAUUCGUCUCGUUUAACAACUGUGGAAAAUCCAACUUUGAUUACAAAUACAAAUCAUCAAGAAGUUAAGUUACAGCUAAAUGCGACUUCAUCUUCCCAUACGAAAUGCUGUGUUUGUCGUGAAAAUCUCCGUGAUCAUUCGGUGAAAAUCACAUCUCAGGAUAGAGAUUUUAUAUUUUUUUCACGUAAUAUUUGGAUACCAGUAGGGGCACGAUGUUGCUCAGGCCAUUUAAUUAAUAAUCUAUUAUCAAAAGAAGCUGUUGAUCAGAUUAAACCUUUCUCAAUACGAUAUCAAGAAUUAAGCUCGUCGGAUGUUCAACUUCUUUUAAACAAAGCUCAGACUUUAUUUGAAAAUGGCAAGAAAAGAUUUAGUUUCGAUGAUCCAAGAGAUCUUAAUGAUGAUGAAUAUUGUUUACUAACUAGUCUCUCAAGAGACAACUUUAAUGAUUUUGUCCAAAUCGUUUCUUCAUCUACUAUUCGCCCCUCCUGCAAUCGAUCGAUAAGAACUGCGGUCGGCAUUUAUUUAUGUAAACUUCGUCUUGGUAUUUCAAAUAGACUAUUAGCUUGCAUGUUUCAAAUAGCAGACAAACGAACAGUGUCUCGAAUCAUAAAUAGUGCACGUCAAGCUAUUGUAAAGAGUUUUUUAUCAGAUAAUUUAGGUUUUGGACAUGUUACUCGUGAAGAUGUUAUUGGUCACCAUACCACAACAAUAGCUCGAGAACUAAUGUGCGGUGGUGACAGUACUGAUACAGCAAUAAUUAUUAUUGAUGGAACGUAUCUUUAUAUUCAGAAGUCUCGAAAUAAUGAAUUUCAAAGAAAGACUUUUAAUUUAUAUAAGAAAAGAUCCUUAUUAAAGCCAAUGAUGAUUGUAACAACUACAGGUUAUAGCGUGGCUUGUAUUGGACCGUUCCUGUCUGAUUUUAACAACAACGAUGCUGCGAUAAUGAAAGAUAUUUUACUUCGCAAUACCGAUCACAUUUUAAGUUGGCUAAAAGAACAUGACAUACUGGUGGUUGAUAGAGGGUUUAGAGACUCUAUUGGUGUUAUGAAAGCUCUUGGGUUGGAGGCUAUUAUGCCAUCAUUUCUUGAUGGCAGACGUCAAUUUUCAGCCGAAGAAGCUAAUGAAUCAAGAUGCAUCACAAAAAUACGCUGGGUCGUGGAAGCCGCUAACCGUCGACUCAAAGAAUUUAAGUACUUUGCGAAUACCAUUCAAAACUCGUCCCUAGUGUACUUAGAAUCUGAUAUGUCAAUUGCUUGCGCUCUCAUCAAUCAUUAUCAACCACCUAUGACAAGAUCUAAACUGGAAGAUGAAGAGAUAGGUGUACAAGUAAUGCAAUUACGCCAACAAAAAAAUAAAAUUCAACUCCUCUUAGAAGAAAAUAAUCUAAUCAGGCGGUUUUCUCUAUGGGAAAUAAUUAAUCAUACAGAAAUCAUAGAUGGUUUUCCUAUUAUGACACAAGACGAUCUAGGAGAUCUCACUUUCGGUAAUGAAUCUUCAUUCAAUUUCUCACAACUAUCUGUUUUUAUAGGUGUUUUUCAAUUGAAACGAGCACGUUCUUAUGCCGAGGAGCGCUGCUCAACUACCAAUCUAACCAGUGCCGUAGCUUACAGUGUACACCGAUGUAAAAUUAUUCCAAAUUUGAUUCGUAUUCCUACUCAAUCUGCACAUAGUAAUCGAGUUACCUAUCAUCCAACAAUCCACUUUACUGAUCAAGCAAUUCUAGGCUGGUGGUGCGAUUGCUUCACUGGUGCACGAUUUCUAGGCUGCUGA
Rotaria socialis is the source of this 2055-nucleotide messenger RNA. NCBI's taxonomy places the organism in Eukaryota, Metazoa, Rotifera, Eurotatoria, Philodinida, Philodinidae. The record is from the annotation of a GenBank genome assembly.